This is a messenger RNA of Momordica charantia (bitter melon), 1811 nucleotides long. RefSeq names its product mitochondrial 28S ribosomal protein S29-like protein. Gene Ontology annotation, cellular component: mitochondrial small ribosomal subunit. Gene Ontology annotation, molecular function: structural constituent of ribosome. The record is from RefSeq and is a predicted model, not a curated record. Lineage: Eukaryota; Viridiplantae; Streptophyta; Magnoliopsida; Cucurbitales; Cucurbitaceae.
ACCCAAAACCUCGUGUUCUUCUUCUUGGUUCUCACCUCCGACUAACGGAAAAUGUUGCGUUCAGUUCUCAGGGCAGCGGCGGCAGCCUCGAAACACCAUCUCUGCAAUCGUAAUCCCUCUCCGAUCCUUUCGCUUUCAUCAAAUUACUCAGCUAAGACCCCCAAAUCCACCGUGAAGAAGACCAAGAAGGGGAAGUCCAAUGCCGACGCCAAAGCCGCCGAUGAUCCCUCCGCCACCGCUGCUGCUUCCGACGACUUAGAUGCGGCGCUUUCCGAUGACAAAUCCCGCGCCCGCCGUCUUGCUGCCGAGGAAAAUGACCCCUCACUCGACGUUGGCCCAAAUGGCCGCCCUCUCUUCACCUCCGCAUCCUCGCUCUCGCAGCUCACUCGCAAGGAUUCAGGCACUUAUUUCAAAUUCAAUAUGGAAGGACUGAAUGAGGUACUGCCGGAGGGGUUGCCUUUGGGAAUGGUCAAGGAGUUCGAGGAGUCUAUGCGAAGUGCUGUGCUUGUGCGGAAAAGUUUUUUGGAACUCCGCGACAAUUUCAGGCGUGUGGUUGAUCCAUCAUUGCGGUCACCGGAUGGUUUAAAAAUUAGAAAACAGAUCGUAUUGGAUGGCCCUGUUAAUUGUGGAAAGAGUACUGCGCUCGCCAUGCUCGUUCACUGGGCGCGGGAUGAAGGUUGGCUAGUUCUUUAUGUUCCUAGUGGGCGUCGGUGGACUCAUGGAGGAUUCUUCUUUAAAAACCCUCAAACAGGACUUUGGGACACACCCAUCCAGGCUGAAGAUGUUCUGAGAGAUUUUCUGAAGUACAAUGAAACCCGCUUAAGACAAUUGCCAUGUCAAAUAUCUGAACCUAUACCAUUGGGAGAGGGUGUUGGUGUUGGCAUGAUGAAAGGUGCUGAUUCCAUGACGAUGCCUGAGGGUUCAACUUUAUAUGACUUGAUUGAUACUGGAAUCAAGCACACCCAUGCGGCGGUUGGGGUGGUAAUUCGUUUAAGAAAAGAAUUAUCCCUUGUGAAAGAUAUUCCUGUGCUAAUUGCUAUUGAUCAAUAUAACAACUGGUUUACAUUCAGUGAGUAUGAAGAACCAGUGACUGUACGUUCUACUCGAACCAUACAUGCUAGAGAACUUGCAAUGGUAAAAGCUUUUAGGUCUAUGAUGCAUGACGACAUGAUGGUGGGUGCUUUCUCUCAUUCAACUGCUGUAGGAAAGCUGCGUCAAGACUUGCCGGAUGUUCCUCUAGAUGCCCGUGUGAAUUUCCCUCGCUACAGUCUUGAUGAAGCAGCUUCUGUUUUCCACUAUUACCUUAGACAAAGACUAAUACGCCGUGAAGCCUUCACAGAGGAUGCCUGGAAAAAGAUAUACUAUUUGUCGAAUGGGAAUGGAGCGGAAAUGCGGUGGCUGGUACCGUUGAUGCGGUGACACCAAUGUCCCAAAUUUUCUCCACCCUCUGCUCUCAGGCUCAGUUCAACACAUUUACUGCAGCUGCAGACAUGGUACCGAGUCCAGUGUUUGUAUUUGUAAUUUUAGCGACCCAUUGGAGAAUUAACCCUUUACAAGGCACAAUUUUUACACUUCUCUACACUUAUGAUCCUUUUUGUUCUUUUUUUUUUUUUAUAAUAUAUUUAUUUAAAUACAUUGUUCAAUAAGGUGUUAUCUCUGUUUAGAGGAAAAGCUUAGAUGCUGCCCUCUUGGCCACCAAUUUAGCAGUAAUGUCCGAAUUGUAUUUUAAAUUCCACCAUGAGAAAUGUUGCCAGAUACAUAAUGGUGCAAGUUUUUGCACGGACAAAAAUGUUUUCAAUUUCGUUAUGGUA